Molecule: messenger RNA, 2446 nt
Organism: Rhodamnia argentea
Lineage: Eukaryota; Viridiplantae; Streptophyta; Magnoliopsida; Myrtales; Myrtaceae
Product: DNA-(apurinic or apyrimidinic site) endonuclease, chloroplastic
Exons: 12
Coding region: 137-1720 (527 amino acids)
Biological process (GO): base-excision repair
Cellular component (GO): nucleus
Molecular function (GO): endonuclease activity; DNA-(apurinic or apyrimidinic site) endonuclease activity; DNA binding
Source: RefSeq, a predicted model, not a curated record
AAAUGGCGGUUUUUGCCAGAGCAAGAGUGGGAAGGAGACGUGGGACGAUCCGUUGAUUCCGUGGAGUCCGGCGGUUGCUCCCCACGAUCUUCACGCUUUGGCGGUUCUUUCUUCGCGUUUCGGUAAGGUCUCGGCUAUGCCCUUGUGCUGCGUCUCUUCUUCCUGCUCAGCAACAGUUUUCGCAGCGGCUCCGAGAUUCUGGGUUGGUCGUUCUGUUGUCCAACUCGGAGCAAGCGAAAUGGGGUCCAAAAGGGGCGUUUCUAAUUCAUCGAUACCUGAGUCGGCGACUUCUGAGGACAAGGAAGGGAAGAAAUUGAAAGGAUUAGUGGCUUCAGUUCCUAGUUCUGGCACAAGUCAUAUCAAGGAAAAUUCUGGUGAAAGCAUCACCGACGUCGUAGGCCUUAAAAAUGACCUGGCCAGAAUUGAGGCGAUGACAUUUCAGGAAUUGAGAGCUACAUUGAGGAGAAUUGGAAUCCCGGCCAAAGGGCGUAAACCGGAUCUAAUAUCUGCGUUGAAGUGUUAUUUCGAUCAAGAAAUGAACGUUUCAAAGAGGGAAGAGAACUCUGAUGAGAAGAAUUGUGUUGAAAUUGGCUCCGAGUCAAAAUCUAAAAUGCAAAGAAGUAAGAGGGAAAAACAGUCUACUAGGGAAAUAACAAUGAAAGUUGAUGGUAUUGUCAUCAGAUCGAAGCAGAUGCAGUCAACUGUGACUGAUGAAAUUGCUGGUGAAAUGGCAAAAGGGAAAAUGGCGAAAGGGGAAAUAUUAUCCAUUUCGAAGAAACAAGUUACAGGAAUUUGUAUUGAAGGAGGAGGAGGUGAAGUUAAUGGAAUGAUAGAACCAUGGACAAUUCUCACACACAAGAAGCCACAGAAGCACUGGGUUGCUUACAAUCCUAGGACCAUGAGGCCUCCACCUCUUUCACGGAAUGUGAAUUCUGUGAAGUUGAUGUCUUGGAAUGUCAAUGGUUUGAGAGCAUUGUUAAAGAUGGAGGGGUUUUCUGCUGGUCAGCUUGCUCAAAGGGAAAUGUUUGAUGUAUUGUGCUUGCAGGAGACCAAACUCCAGGAGAAGGAUGUGGAAGCAAUCAAAGAUCGGCUUAUGGAAGGUUAUGAGAACAGCUAUUGGACCUGCAGUGUUUCCAAACUUGGUUAUUCUGGUACAGCAAUUAUCUCACGGAAAAAGCCCCUUUCGGUUACAUAUGGCUUGGGCAUAUCAGAUCAUGAUUCUGAGGGACGGCUUAUCACUGCAGAAUUUGAUUCAUUCUAUCUCUUGAGCAGUUACGUUCCAAAUUCUGGUGACGGCCUGAGAAGACUGACAUAUAGGACCACAGAGUGGGAUCCGUCUCUUGGCAGCUACAUAAAAGAACUUGAAAAGUCGAAGCCCGUGAUUUUGACUGGUGAUCUGAAUUGUGCCCAUCAGGAAAUAGACAUUUACGAUCCUGCGGGAAAUAAAAGAAGCGCUGGAUUUACAAUUGAAGAAAGGGAAUCUUUUGAGGCCAACUUUCUGUCAAGGGGUUUUGUUGAUACCUAUAGAAGACAGCAUCCUCAUGCUGUUGGUUAUACUUAUUGGGGUUAUCGGCAUGGUUUGAGGAAGACAAAUAAAGGGUGGCGGCUCGAUUAUUUUCUUGUUUCAGAAUCUAUAGCAGGCAAAGUUCAUGACUCGUACAUCCUUCCUGAUAUCAGCGGUAGUGAUCAUAGUCCUAUUGGCCUCAUUCUCAAGCUUUAGUUCUGUCAUCUCUUUUGGGAUCUGGGUGAAUGGAUUAUGGGAAGGUAGUGCGGCAGCUUCAUCUUGGAUGCUGGUUGGUGAAAAGUAUUGAGCUUUUCUUGUCAUGGUCACUUUUUGAGAAAUUUGCUCAGCAAAGGGGGCAAAGAAAAGGAUGACGAGAUGACAGGAUAGACAGUAUUUGCUUUGUCUGGGCCUGUGGAGCGAUCUGGGUUCUUCUUGAUUAUUCUACAAUGUGUUUUUUGGAGGAAGAGUUAUGAUGGAACAUUGAAAUCACAUUUGAAGAAAUCCGUGCAAGUUUUUGAACAUACAUUCUGAUGCCGAAGCCCUUAGGGGAGUAAUGCUGACAUGCUGUGUGCAAGUUGUAGGUAUAACCUUCCUGGUUCACAAUGCAAUUUGAUCGUCUAGCGGAUGUUUUUUUUUUUUUUUUCUAAUUGAAAAGGAAGCCUGGAAAGACAGUUGUCUACGAACCGUCUGGUGCUGAGUCUUUUAGUAAUGUAAGGCAUCCAAUGACUUAUAAUGGAUCUUUGCUCGGCUCUUGUCGUUAGAGAAGCUCAAAGGAGCAUGUAUCAGCAAUUUGUCAUUGGGCCUUGAAUUUUGAAUAUGAACAUGGUAGACCCUGAAGAUGAUGAUGUUGCCAUAACUAGGCACGGAGAUGUCGGCGAUGUUCUAGACAGAUGUAAUUAGCAAGUUUCAUUUAUUAAAGGAAUCCUGCUGCUCAAGUAUGUU